Messenger RNA from Sorghum bicolor (sorghum), 843 nucleotides. RefSeq names its product BTB/POZ and MATH domain-containing protein 1. The record is from RefSeq and is a predicted model, not a curated record. Gene Ontology annotation, molecular function: protein binding. Gene Ontology annotation, biological process: protein ubiquitination. The transcript has a single exon. NCBI's taxonomy places the organism in Eukaryota, Viridiplantae, Streptophyta, Magnoliopsida, Poales, Poaceae. Bases 1 to 843 code for a protein of 280 amino acids.
AUGGCACGGGUGACCUUCAGCCUGCUCGACCAAGAAGGGAACCCGGUGCCGGCCUACACGUUUACCACCCAAAUGUGCAACUUCUCAGUGAAUAAGUCACAGGGAUACGAGAACUUCAUCAGAAGGGUAGACCUAGAGCGAUCGGGACAUCUCACAGACGACUCCUUCUCCGUCGGGUGCUAUGUGGUUGUUACCAAGGAAGCUGCAGCGUCAUCCACUGCGGUGGCGCCGCCACCACCAUCGGACAUGCACCUACACUACGGCCAUCUCCUUUCGAGCAAACAAUAUACCGAUGUUGAAUUUCUAGUUGGAGGGGAGACAUUCUUGGCACACAGAUUGGUGCUCGCAGCACGAUCACCAGUUUUUAUGGCGGAGCUCUUCCCUCUAAUGAACGAGGUCACCGCCGCAGAGGAGGUGGUACAGAUAGAUGAUAUGGAGGCACAAGCUUUUAAGGCUCUACUUACCUUCAUUUACACUGAUACUUUGCCAGAGUUUAAUCAACAUGAGGAUGAUGAUGAGAUGACAAUGAUUCAACGUCUGCUUGUUGCGGCGGACAAAUAUAAACUACAGAGGUUAAAAUUGACAUGUGAAAAUAAGUUAUGCAGACAUAUUGAUAUAGGUUCUGUGGCAACCAUCUUGGUGCUAGCCGACAAGUACCAUUGUGAAGGGCUUAGGGAAGCAUGCUUCGAGUUCCUCAGCUCAUCCGCAACUCUGUCUGUGGUCGUGGAAACUGAUGGUUUUCUAUAUUUAACUCAGACGUGCCCAGCUGUUUUGAAGGAUCUAAUUUCCAAUAUUGUUGCUCAUCAAUUGGAGAGGACUGAUCCUUUUUCAGUGAACAAAUAA